Cynocephalus volans (Philippine flying lemur) is the source of this 2685-nucleotide messenger RNA. It is a transcript of the gene CAMKK2, whose product is annotated as calcium/calmodulin dependent protein kinase kinase 2. The coding region runs from base 130 to 1878 and encodes 582 amino acids. Gene Ontology annotation, molecular function: protein serine/threonine kinase activity; ATP binding. Gene Ontology annotation, biological process: protein phosphorylation; CAMKK-AMPK signaling cascade; activation of protein kinase activity. The record is from RefSeq and is a predicted model, not a curated record. The transcript has 17 exons. NCBI's taxonomy places the organism in Eukaryota, Metazoa, Chordata, Mammalia, Dermoptera, Cynocephalidae.
GCCAGCCCAGCCGAGCCGGGGGCGCAGAGCGCGGGAGGCGGCGGCGGCGGCGGCGCGGAGCGGAGCCCAGCCCAGGUGGUACCGCUGCCGAUGGGAGUGACCAGGCGUGUUGGAUGAAGUCCAUGCACCAUGUCAUCAUGUGUCUCUUGCCAACCCACCACUGACCGUGCCACCCCCCAGAAUGAGCUGGGGGGUGGGGGCAGCAGCAGCCAAGGCCAGAAGCCCUGUGAGGCCCUGCGAGGCCUCUCGUCCUUGAGCAUCCGCUUGGGCAUGGAGUCCUUCAUUGUGGUUACUGAGUGUGAGCCAGACUGUUCUGUGGACCUCACCCUAGCCCGGGAUCCACCCUUGGAGGCUGAUGGCCGAGAGGUCCCCCUCGACACUUCUGGGUCCCAGACCCGGCCCCAUCUCUGCGGUCGCAAGCUCUCCCUGCAGGAGCAGUGCCAGGGCAGCAGCUUGGACAUGAAUGGACGCUGCAUCUGCCUGUCCCUGCCCUACUCUCCCGUCAGCUCUCCGCAGUCCUCGCCACGGCUGCCCCGGCGGCCCACAGUGGAAUCCCACCAUGUCUCCAUCACGGGUAUGCAGGACUGCGUGCAGCUGAAUCAGUACACACUGAAGGAUGAAAUUGGAAAGGGCUCCUAUGGCGUGGUCAAGUUGGCCUACAAUGAAAAUGACAAUACCUACUAUGCAAUGAAGGUGCUGUCCAAAAAGAAGCUGAUCCGACAGGCUGGCUUUCCACGUCGCCCUCCACCCCGAGGCACCCGGCUGACCCCAGGGGGCUGCAUUCAGCCCAGGGGCCCCAUUGAGCAAGUAUACCAGGAAAUCGCUAUCCUCAAAAAGCUGGACCACCCCAACGUGGUGAAGCUGGUGGAGGUCCUGGAUGACCCCAAUGAGGACCAUCUGUACAUGGUGUUUGAACUGGUCAAACAAGGGCCUGUGAUGGAGGUGCCCACCCUCAAACCGCUCUCCGAAGACCAGGCCCGUUUCUACUUCCAGGACCUGAUCAAGGGCAUUGAGUACUUACACUAUCAGAAGAUCAUCCACCGGGACAUCAAGCCUUCCAACCUUCUGGUCGGAGAAGACGGGCACAUCAAGAUUGCCGACUUUGGCGUGAGCAAUGAGUUCAAGGGCAGCGAUGCCCUCCUCUCUAACACCGUGGGCACACCCGCCUUCAUGGCUCCUGAGUCGCUCUCGGAGACCCGCAAGAUCUUCUCUGGGAAGGCCUUGGAUGUUUGGGCCAUGGGUGUGACGCUGUACUGCUUUGUCUUUGGCCAGUGCCCGUUCAUGGACGAGAAGAUCAUGUGUUUACACAGUAAGAUCAAGAGUCAGGCCCUGGAAUUCCCAGACCAGCCUGACAUAGCCGAGGACUUGAAGGACCUGAUCACCCGUAUGUUGGACAAGAACCCCGAGUCGAGGAUCAUGGUGCCGGAAAUCAAGCUGCACCCCUGGGUCACGAGGCACGGGGCGGAGCCAUUGCCAUCGGAGGACGAGAACUGCACGCUGGUCGAGGUGACCGAAGAGGAAGUCGAGAAUUCGGUCAAACACAUUCCCAGCCUGGCGACUGUGAUCCUGGUGAAGACCAUGAUACGGAAACGCUCCUUCGGAAACCCAUUUGAGGGCAGCCGGCGGGAGGAGCGCUCAUUGUCAGCGCCCGGACACCUGCUCAUCAAAAAACCAACCAGGGAGUGUGAGCCCCUGUCUGAGCCCAAGGAAGCAAGGCAGCGAAGACAGCCUCCAGGGCACCGACCUGCCCCCUGCGGGGGAGGAGGAAGUGCUCUUGUGAAAGGCGGUCCCCGUGUGGAAAGUUGGGGGGCCCCGGCCCCCAGCUCCCCCGCACACAUGUGUCCACUGCGGCCUGAGGAGGCAAUGGAGCCCGAGUAGCUGCCUGGAUUGCUCGACCUCGCAUGCACGGCCUUGACGCCGGGCUGCUGCAUCCUGUGUUUCCAUAGCAGCAUGUCCUACGGAAACCGAGCACGUGUGUAGAGCCCUGAUCGUCAUAGCUGGUUAUUUGUCUUUUCCUUUGUUGUUUUAAAGGGGACAAAAAAAAAAAAGACUUGACUCCGUGACGUCGACCUUGGCCACUAGCUGGCUGAACGGGCAGGUGUGAGGAGUUGCAGACCCAAACCCACGUGCACUUUGGGACAAUUGCUUUUUAAAACAUUUUUAUGCCAAAAAUCCUUCAUUGUAAAUUCAGAACCAUGUCAGAUAUACCAAGUGAAUGUGUGUGGGGUUUGAACAUUGUGGAAAAAUGAGCUGAAAACUCCAGUGGUCUGAGGCCACAGAGUUAGUUGCUGCAUUGGAGAGGGAGUAGAAGGUUAGUUGUGACUCCUCAUUGCAAACCCCAAAUCAUGGCACCUUCCAGAACCAUGUACUCCAGGAGUCAGAGUAGGGCUAGCCCUCAGUAACUGCAGGGAGCUUUGGUACAAUUUAUUUGUAAGAAGUACUUCUUAAUUUUUUAUGAGUAGAAUUCUAGUCAGGAAGACAGAAAGGGCUUGAAGUUUAAUUGCUCCUUGAAGGGGAUUUGCCUACCUUAGAAGGGCAUUGGGCAGCUGUGGUGGGAAAAGUUUCGCCUGAAGGACUGAAUGAGUUCAUGACAGCUGCUCAAAGCUGGUUUCUGAGACAGUUAACUGAGCUCUAGUGAAUUUCCUUGUUCAACUACAAAAAACUUCAGGGUAAAAUCCUACGUUA